This is a messenger RNA of Mus pahari (shrew mouse), 3421 nucleotides long. Its product is annotated as U3 small nucleolar RNA-associated protein 14 homolog B. Gene Ontology annotation, cellular component: nucleolus; small-subunit processome. Lineage: Eukaryota; Metazoa; Chordata; Mammalia; Rodentia; Muridae. The transcript is spliced from 2 exons. The coding region runs from base 283 to 2553 and encodes 756 amino acids. Gene Ontology annotation, biological process: rRNA processing. The record is from RefSeq and is a predicted model, not a curated record.
GGUCUUACUGUUUACUCCAAGCUGGUCUUGAACUUGCUGUGAGGCUCAGGUUGGCCUUGAACUUGAGAUCCAUCUGCCUUAGCCUCCUGAGUGGCAUAUCACCAACUUUGGGUUGCUGAGUGGAUUGCCAUCCGUGUAUAUAACACUUGACAUCUCAAAUAAGAUUCUCAGAAAACAUCUAUGUCAGAGACAGUUGGCAGUAAAUAGAUGAAGCUAAAGAUGAGUGAGACCAGACGCUUCUUCAAGAGCUAACAGGCCCUGUGAGAGGAAGCAGGCCGUACCAUGAACAUGGCCAGGAAUGUGGCAGACCUUCUGGUUUUGAGCCAGCAGGAAGAACUAGUGGAUUUGCCAGACAACUAUCCACUGAGUACGAGUGAAGAUGAGGGGGACAGUGAUGGAGAACGAAAACGUCAAAAACUCCUGGAAGCAGUCAGUUCCCUUGGUAGAAAGAAUAAAUGGAAGUUGGCAGAGAGAUCUGAGGCUAGUCGGAUGGUGUCAGAGUUCAGUGUCACUUCUGAAGGAUCAGGUGAAAAGCUGGUCCUGUCCGAUUUGCUUGGGCCUGCUAGAGCAUUAUCUGCCUUGGUUGCUGUGAAAAAACAGCUGCAUAGAGUCAAGUCAAAGACGCUGACCACACCCCUUAACAAAGAAGAGGCUGACCAGGCCCUCAGGGAAGCAGCAUUCAGCAAAACCUCACAAAUGCUCUCCAAGUGGGAUCCUGUUGUUCUGAAGAACCGGCAAGCAGAGCAGUUGAUUUUUCCCAUGGAGAAGGAGCCACCAGCUGUCGCUCCCAUUGAACAUGUUUUUACUGACUGGAAAGCAAGAACCCCCCUGGAACAAGAAGUUUUUAACCUUCUUCAUAAGAACAAGCAGCCAGUAACAGACCCUUUAUUGACUUCUGUGGAAACAGCCUCCAUCAGAGCUAUGAGCCGGGAAGAAGCCAAGAUACGCCGAGCAGAGCUUCAGAGGACGCGAGCUCUGCAGUCCUAUUAUGAGGCUAGAGCUCGAAGAGAGAAGAGAAUCAAGAGUAAGAAGUAUCACAGAGAUCUAAAGAAAGGAAAGGCCAAGAAAGCCUUAAAGGAGUUUGAGGAGCUGUGGAAAGACUGCCCAAAUGCUGCAUUGCAAGAACUGGAGAAAAUGGAAAAGGCCAGAAUGACAGAACGGAUGAGCCUUAAGCACCAGGGCAGUGGGAAAUGGGCAAAGUCAAAGGCAAUUAUGGCUAAAUAUGACCUGGAGGCUCGAAAAGCUAUGCAAGAACAAUUGGCUAGGAACAGAGAACUGACACAGAAACUCCAGGUAGUUUCAGAGAGUGAGGAAGAAGUCGGAUGCACAGAAGAGGGAAUAGUCUCUGUCUCACAUGGACUGGAUGACCUACAGAUGGAUGCAGAUGGUGUAAAUCCCUGGAUGCUUAGCAGCUGCAGCAGCAGUGCAAAAAGGGGUGAGAUUAAGACAGACCCUGAACAGAUGCCUGAAUUUGUGGCCCAUGUGUCUUCUGAGAAUGAGGGAGAUGAAAGACCAGUGGUAGAAGAACUUGUGUUAAAAGAAAGAUCCUUUCAAGAAAGAGUUGAUCCCAACAAUGCUAAGUUAAUGGGUGGCCAAGAAACAGAAGAUUCUAAAAGCCAGGAGGUAUUAUCUGAGUCGAGAAUACAGAAACUCAACAAGGAAAGUCAUCAAUCUGAGAAUCAAAAAGUGAGUUCAGAGGAAAAUGUUCUCCAUAUCCAGAGAGAGGACCUUACCUCAGAGAAGUUGUUGGUGCUUCAAAGGCUAGAGAGAGCACAUGUUCUGGAACAAGGAGAGUUGAGCAAAGAGGGACAUUAUCCAAAAAAAGGGCUUUCCAGACCUUUGUUGAAAGGGGAGUGGAAGGAGAUGAAGCCACCCACCAACCCUGAUGCCUCUGGAGGGAAGAAAAAGAAGGAACAAAUGAUUGAUCUACAGAACCUCCUAACUGCUAACUCAUCUCCUUCUGUGAAGUCUUUGGCAGUGCCCACAAUACAGCAGUUAGAAGAUGAAGUGGAGACCGAUCACAAGCAGCUAAUAAAGGAAGCUUUUGCUGGAGAUGACGUCAUAAGAGAGUUCUUAAAAGAGAAAAGGGAAGCUAUAGAGGCAAAUAAACCAAAGGACUUGGACCUAUCAUUGCCUGGAUGGGGUGAGUGGGUUGGUACCGGCCUGAAGCCCAGUGCCAAGAAAAGACGCCGUUUUCUUAUUAAAGCUCCUGAGAAUUCUCCAAGAAAAGACAAGAAUUUGCCGAAUGUGAUUAUCAGUGAGAAGCGCAACAUCCAUGCAGCUGCUCAUCAGGUGCGGGCGGUUCCACACCCGUUCACCCACCACCAGCAGUUUGAAAGGACUAUCCAAAACCCUAUUGGGUACAUGUGGAACACCCAGAGGACCUUCCAAAAGCUGACAGUUCCCAAGGUUGGCACCAAACUAGGCCAUAUCAUUAAGCCCAUAAAAGCAGAAAAUGUAGGGUACUGCUCUUCCACAAGGACUGACCUCUCUAUCCUACAAAGCCUCUCCAGAAAAGAGCAAAAACAACAGAAGAAAAGCUCUGCAGAUUGAGCUUCCAGCAGAGUAGCAUCUUUGUUCCUGGGGCUAAGAACCUCUAGUGUUUCUCUUGGUUGCAUCAUUGUGCUUCAGGGUCAUUUCCUAAAUUGACAAACACUUAAGCCACAUUGUAGAAAUAAGGCAUUUUUAGCUAGUAAAGAGCUUACAUUCCAUUUUGAGGUACAUGAUAAAUUUAGAAAAUUUAUGAUUCAUUCAUGGCAAAAAUGCAGAGUACCUAUCCUAGGCUUAGAGACGGAUGUGUGGACAGAAAAGUUCAGACUGGGACCGGGCAGAGGAAGCAUGGGCUGCAGAAAAUGCUUAGUUUAGAUAUUAAGUUAAUAGAUCCUGAUCUAGUGGCUAAUAUAUGUAAUCAGCGUUCUUCAAGGUUGAGGAUCAUUUAGUUGAGGCCACAGAAUGAGAACUUGGCUCAAAAAAAGAAAUGAAAAGAAAACAGAAAACAAAACAAAAACAAGCCCAAAAAGAUUCUACGAAGGGUUUAUAGGCAGAAUGAACAAAUUUAGACUUGAGGAAGACAGACAAGGAAGAUAGAGACGAAUAAAAUUUAAGAAUAAAAUGUUAUAGUUUGCCAAGCCCGGAUAGUUUUCCUGAGCUUUCCUGGUGCAAAAUGGAGGACUUCCUUUCCUUAGUGGGUUUCCUCUUCACCUGAUGGGGAGCCUAACCCCAGUCUACCUAAGGAAUGUCAUGUAAUUAUAAGUUCAAUUUUCUGGAAUGUCUUACCAUGCAAAUGAGGUAUCCCCUGAACCUUAAACCUCAGCCAGUGAAACUUCACCUUAAGAAGAACCCCUUCUCACUUUCCAGGAUCAAUAUAUAUAGCCCUUGAUCCACCCUGAAUAAAGUAUAUGCGCACAAGCUGUUUCAUUGA